GUCUAAGGACUUCAAUGAUCCAAAAUGAGCAAGUCAACUAAACCACCACCUGUGAUUGAAACCUGGACCAAAGAAGACGUCCACCGUUGGCUGAUGACAGAGGUCAAAGUUCAUCAGACUUGUGCAGACAGGUUCAUUGAAGAGGAAGUGUCAGGAGAAAAUGUAGAUGACUUUGAAAAGAAAGACAUAUUAGACCUGGGAAUAAAACACGGUCCUGCAGUCAAAAUCAUGUGUUAUCUAGAGAGGCUGAAGGAAGGAUCACAGCAUGAGUCACAGUUGCCAGCAUAUGUGGAAAAAUGGACAAAGAAGGAGGUGAACCAGUGGUUACUGCAGCAUGCGAAGGUGGACAAUGAAAAAGCCCAACGCUUCCUGGAGGAGGAUGUGUCAGGAGACUGUCUCGUUUGCUUCAAGAAGCAGGACUUUCUGGAUCUGGAGCUGAAAAGUGGUCCUGCUGUAAAGAUUCUGAAAGCGAUUGAUCGACUGAAAAACAAACCAGAGCCUGAGAUGCUGCCUCUGAUCAAAGAAGUCCGACAAUCAAGCCUGAAAUCCAGGAUGCGUUUGUCCUUCACAAGUAUGACAAGACGAGGAAAAGAAACUCAAAAGACAAGUGUGCUGCUGGUGAAAAAAGGGGAGACAAUUACGAACCCUGCUCCAAUAAUCAAGAAUAUCCUGGAUAAACUUGGAGCGAAAGACCUGAAAUCUUUUCAUUUUGAGCUGACACAUUACACCGACUCGGAGCACAAACCUAUCCCUCGGGGCAAACUGGAGGGUACGGACACCAUGGACAUCGCCACCUUAAUGACCAACCACUACAGUGGCGAGGUUUUAGGAGUCACACGACACAUCCUCCACAAAAUAGAUCAACGGGAACUCGUUUCUCAAGUGGAAAGUCACAUGGGUCAAAUUAAGCCAUAUCACAAGGGUUGUGCUGGUGAGAAGAAACCAGAAGACAUGGAGAAGUCAGACUCACUGUCCAGUUCCACAGGUAAACAUGAGAAGAGGGAAGAAAGGGAUCAAAGUGCCUCCUUUUCCAUGAACGUCAAUAUAAAGGUACCAUGGUGCCUGAGAUCACCAACUUCAUAACAGCAGCUGGACAGGAGAAUAAGUCUCAUGAUUUUGUGGGGAAAAAAUAUCAGUUUCUCAUUAAA
Molecule: messenger RNA, 1148 nt
Organism: Scomber scombrus (Atlantic mackerel)
Lineage: Eukaryota; Metazoa; Chordata; Actinopteri; Scombriformes; Scombridae
Exons: 4
Coding region: 25-1083 (352 amino acids)
Cellular component (GO): cytoplasm
Molecular function (GO): protein binding
Source: RefSeq, a predicted model, not a curated record